Plasmodium cynomolgi strain B is the source of this 6078-nucleotide messenger RNA. RefSeq lists its product as hypothetical. The transcript has 2 exons. Bases 1 to 6078 code for a protein of 2025 amino acids. The record is from RefSeq and is a predicted model, not a curated record. Lineage: Eukaryota; Apicomplexa; Aconoidasida; Haemosporida; Plasmodiidae.
AUGUACAAAAAUUUGAUAGAAAAAAGAGAGCUAAUUAACUCUCGAAAUUUUUUUCAAAUUCCAUUUGAGAAAAACAAAAAGGAGAGUAAACAUCAACAGAUUGAUGGUCUCUCAAUUGACAAAAACAAAUGGGUUGGUUCACCUUCAAAAUUGAGCAGCCAUCUCCGUGCAGCCAAACUUGUUAGACCAUUUAUGAAAGAAGAAAAAACCCAUUUUAUCAUCCAACCCAAAGAAUCUCUACCUGAACAGAGGAACACAAAUUAUCCACCUAAAAAGAACAGCCCAUCAGUAGAACCCUGGAAGGAGGCUGAAGCUGUGGAUACACGUGUAGACAAUCCAGCCAUAAGCCGAAUUGGCCAGAAGUUAUCAAAAAAAACGUACCGAUUUAAUCAUAGUAACAUCCAUAUUUGCACCUUUAAAAGUGUUAAUGAUAACUAUGUUAGGUUUUUUAGGAGAAGAUUAAUGAAGAGUAAAAUUCUUGCACUGCUAAAGAUACAAAGAGGGGAAGAAAUAAAAGGAAUUUUCAACCCGUUCAUGAAAAUUUUGUUGAAAUAUGAAACUCCCUUCAUGUGGAAAAAGACGGAAAUUUCUCACCAACACAAGCACUUCUUGGGAAAGUCCAAAGAGAGAGAAAGGGGUAAUGCCCACCCACACCAAGUAGGUGGAACUGGAUCGAUGACUCCUUUGAUAAAGGAGGAAAACUCAAGUGGGGCCACUUCCAAUGUGGGUAAUUUAACUCAGGAAGGAGACUUCAGUUCGAAUCGGAGUGUUGACCAUAGAGAUGAACUUUUAAAUCGAAUCGAAAACAAAACAGCGAAGAAACAAUCAAAGGACGCACCCCUGGGGGAACGACCAAAUGGUCAUUCGCCAGUGACAGAGUGGUCGACUGCCGAUGGCAUCGUCGAUUCUUACCUGAACGAAAACGCGGAUUUUUUUGAGCAGAACUUUCUGGAACAGGAAUUUUGCGUGGGGGGCGUUUCAAUGGCGCACGAUUGUGAUGCCGAUCCGUGUGAUGCUGAUCCGUGUGAUGCCAACCCGUGUGAUGCCGAUCCGUGUGAGGUGGACCCCUGUGAGGCGGACUCCUGUGAGGUUGACCUUUCCCUGGACGAAUCCAUAAAAACCCUGAUAAGCAACUGCAACAGUAUUUUUAACAACCACUACAGCAACCCCCCGCAGGGAGAUUCUUCCCAAGCGAAUCAGACAGAGACCACAGGGAGGGGAACCUCCUCCGUCAAACUCCACUCACAGAACUACGACGAAAUUGACCUCCUUAGUGACGAUUGGGUUAUGAACCUAAAUCGUAGCCAAGAAGAAAGAACCCUUCCGAGGGAAACAAAUCCAAAAGAUGAAAAAUGCCAACUGGUAAAAGAAGAGAGGCAACCAAUUUGUGACGACUCCUUCGUUGAGAAAAAGCACCCUGAGGAAGAAAAACACAGGAACAACACUCACAAUCUUUUAACCACGAAAGGUGAAAAAAAAAAACAUGUACACAGCCAAAGGGAUAAUUGUAACAAAUAUUCUGUGACUCUGGCGCAGAAUGUCAUUUCUCCCUGUGGGGACUCAGGAAGUGCCUACCAUUUGGAAGAGAAAGAGGAGAAACAUAAGGUUUUGUCCACCCUUAAGAGCGUUCAGGAGAGUGUCCAAAUAACAGCAAAAGGGAAAGACAAACAGAACGGUAUUGCCCGUCAGGCAAAUCGCAACGUACGAAGUCGAAGUAGACACACAAGCACCCCCCAAGGGAACCAAGGGAACCAAGGGAACCAAGGGAACAUUCCAAAUGAGAUAUAUGUUGAUAAAAAAAAUUACAAAGCGGAAAUAAAUUCCAUUAAAGGAGAGGAACAUUCCCAAAAUGGCUUCACUCCAAACGGGAUGGCAAAUAAUGCACAGACUUCACCUAAUGGUGAGCCACUCCAAGGGAGUACCAUAAAAAAUGACCGUCUCACUGCUCAUAAGGGUAAUAAGGAGCACACUCAUUUGAGACGAAAAAAGGGUAUCGGCACACACGCCAACAACUCCAGUGAUGUCUUCACCUCGAAAAAUCAAAUAGGUGGAGACACUUUCCAGGGAGAAGAUCCAUUCCCACUCCCUGAUAACGCCCCACAAAAUGGGAAAAAAAUUGAUAACGCCAUUUUGGAGGACCACUGUAGCGACAUGGGUUCAUCCCAAAUGAAUCAAUCAGUGCAUGAAAUAGAGUUGAACCUGUUGGAUGGGCAUGUCUCUCUACAUUUUUAUGGAGAAAAUGGAACCCACGUCCUUCAAUUUAGCAUCGAAUUGGAGGUACUCGAACAGAACUGCAAACUGUUUAAAUGUUUAAGUAAAAGUUCAGGGGUAGUCACCAAUUCGGGCGCAAACAUGGGACGAGAUGUCUGCAGAAAUGCCCAAAGAAGUUCCCUGCGAAGUGCAGGCCAAUAUUGCAGUGAUCUCCCAAGCAGCUCCGCCGAAGCGACCACUCGCAUUAUCCAAAAGGAAGAUAUCAUAAAAAGUUACUGCAGCCGCCUGUCGUUGGGAGAGCAGAAGGAAUACAUUCACCGCAUCAUCAGCAACUCACUGAGCGUGGAAAAUUUCACGGUCCUAUUUACACUCCUAAAAAUGAAAAACAAAAUGAACAUUCUGCUACUCCAAAUUAACAAAAUAACAGACGAAAUAAAAAAACUUCUCAUAAUGAUAGAAAAAAAACUAGAAGAAAUAGAGAGCCUUACACCCCAAUUGGAAUUUUUAAGGAAUGUAAAAAAAGAGGCAAAAGUUACAGUCAUACAAAACUGCAUGAACUUCUUCCUACGCAUAACUAAUAUAUACAGCAAUAUUUGCACUUUGGUAAAAACACAGAAUGCCAUUUUUUCACAUUUCAAAUUUAACAACGAAAUUAUCAACAGUUAUUUAUUUUUUGUAAAAAAAUUCUCCAUCUAUAUAUCCAGCAGUGUAGUCGAAAUACAAACUUUUUAUGUCCAAAUAAAAAACAUGCAAAAUGAAGAAGCAGACCAAAAUUGCCUGAACAGGCAAGAAAAAUCCACACUCACAAAAAUCCACAACAAGUUAAAAAAUCACUUAAGUAUUCACUACAGGAAAAUAUUUAUCUUUAAACAAAUAUUAGACAUAUAUUUAAUCGAAUUGAACAAUUUUAAAAAGUACCAAAAAGAUUACAUGAUUAGCAAAAUAAACAUUUUAAUUAAUUCCAAAUGUCCAUAUGAUCUGCUCCUUUUUUCCAUCCUCGUUAAAUCGAAAAGUCUCUGUGAAAUAAGUGUCAAGAAAAUAUGCUACAAUUUUGACAUUACUAAUUUUCAGACAAAUAAAAAAAUCUACGCACUAUUUUUGAACAGAAAAAUUAAAAAUAACAUUUUGAAAAAGAUUAAAACAACCGUUGGGGAAAAUGCUUACAUUAUGUUAAAAAGUAUUUUUUUCUACAAUGAGCUAAAUGGCCUUAUGAAAAAUGCUUUACGUAAUGGCGGCUUCAAAGCAGAACGACACCUCAGCGAGCAGGGUGAAGAAACAAUGGAGGGAAACUCCUCGGACGAACGUUCUAUGGAGUCUCCCCAAGAGAAGGGAAAAUCGCCUCGUAAUUUAAUCGACACGCAUGAUGCCUGGAAUAAUCCUUGUGGUGGCAAAACUGGGAAGGCUGAAAAGGGGAACGCACCCACAGGGGGAGAAGAUAAUCAGAAAGGGGCAUACGAGAAACAUGACGGAGGUGUAAGUCCAACCGGAAGGAACCAACCAAGCGUGAGCAACUGCGAACUGGUGGAAGAAUCUAAUAAAAGCGUCCCGUCUAAUGUCACAACGAACAGUCUGUCCACCUGCUCUUCCCUAAACGACUGCGAAGAUUCCAUGUAUUUACAAAACAUCGACAAAAUUUUAAAAACGAACAAUGCCCUAACUUUAGUAAAAAAUAUUAGACGUUCCCUAGAUAUAGGCAAUCUCUCCACAUCAAACAGCUGCUCGGGGAAGAACAAAAAAGAGACAGACAAAAGCAAAUGCAGUGAGGGAAAGAAAUCGAAAUUUUCCUUCUCUUCCACUGUUCAGGCGCAUUUAAGCAGAUCACCCCCAAAAAAUGAAGAAAAUUGCAUCAAAUUAAACAGCGCCAGGAAAAAGAAAAACGUGGUAAAUGAAAUUCAGCAACUGAGGAAGGUCUUCAAAACGUACGAGCGAGGGAGGAAAGCAAAAGAAGAAAAAGAACCCACAAGAAAAAAAAGCUCCAUCGAAAAUGAGGCCUGGAAAACCCAUCCAAAUGGAAGAGGCGUGCUACCCCCAAGUGACAGACGCCCAUGCUGUAAAUACAAGUCCUCAGUGAUCGACCAAACAAAUUCCCCUGAACAGUCAGGCAACAGGGAGCAAAACACAUUAUACAACAAAAAGGAAAAGAAAAAAAGAAAAAUCCUUGAGAACAUUGAAAAAAUAAAAGAAAUAGAAAAAAAUUAUAAACAACUCCAAGAAAUUCAAAGGCAAGAAAAAUUCAAAAAAAAACUCAACGAAUGGAAACUGAAAAAAAUUACAAAAAGGAACAACAUAAACCUGCUAAAAAUUAGGGGACUAAAAAAUAAAAAAAAAGAUUUGUUUACCUCGUUCGUUAAGAAGGACAUUAACGGGAUAGGCACCGUGAUCAGGUGUAAGAUAAACGGCGGGCGGGGCAUCAGCGCGGAUAUCAACCGGCACAUCUGCACGGGUGCAUACCCCUUGGACGUUCCUAGCAACCAUACGGGAUGCAGCAACACGGAAGGCAGCCACAGGGGAAGCAGCAAUACGGAAGGCAGCCACAGGGAAAGCAGUCAUACGGAAAGCGGUUCGUCACAUCUUAUUUCCGAGGGGGGGGGAAAAAGCGUAAAGGCCAUUCUGGACAUUUUGAAAAAUUCCACCCCCGCAUGCAGGAAGAUGGGAAAAACGAACCCCCCUUUUGGAGACUUAAAUGGAGAGAAGGGCGCUCCUACUACGCACAAAGAAUUGCCCUUAUAUGACCACUUAACCAAAUUUGAUGAUUACACGUUUGACAGAAAUCACCUGAACGGUUCAGACAAAAACAGACAUAAUGGAAUUUUAAAUUAUGAAGAAGUCCAAAAGGAUGUCAUAAAAACUGAUAACACAUCAGAAGGAGUGGCAAACCCAGUGGACGAUAAAAUUAUUACAAACGAUAAAACUAUUAUAAACGAUAAAACAGGGAGGAAUUUAAAAAAGGGGAACAGAAAUUGUGAAGAUGAAGCUACCCUCGAUAAUGAGAAGAACAAAGAGUAUAUUCUUCACCAAACGGAGGAGCAUUUCACUGAUUCCUUUUUUAACAAAAAAUUAUAUGAACCAUCCCCAUCGGAGACGCAUUUUUUUACCGCAAUAGAGGACGAAAAUGAGCACACGGAUAUCAUCCUUUCCCCUAGGCAGAGCAAAAACGAACCAAAAAGAAGCACUUUGGGUGUGUCAAAUAAAAAUAUAAAGUAUAAGCUAUCAGACUACACGCAGAAAUGGAACAAAACGGAGAGGAUCCCUUCUGUAUGCAUCACGAAAGGGGAAUUUCCCCCCAGUGUGAAGAAAGGUGUACCACGAAGGAAAGGCACAAAAGGGAGUCACAAUGUUUACUAUACAGAUCAGCGAAGUGAAAUGUCAAGGGAAGGAAAUUACUUUCCAAUACAGGAAGAUGAAGACGCACGUGUGGACGAAAUGGCUAAUGAGACAUCAAACGAAUGGCUCAUCAGAAGAAAAAAAAAAACACUUCAUCAUAUUGGACGUGGGAAGAAUAAUGCCCCAUUUGGACACACGACACUGUUCCCCAUCGAAGUGAAGCACAAAAUGAAUUCCAAAAUGGUCAGUUGCGGAAAGAAAAAACCAAGCGACGGCUUGCACAGCGGGGGGAUUUACAAAACGAAAGAAUCGAUAGAAAGACGACGGAGAAUCGAUAACUAUGCAAAGGCUCUGAGAACAUUAGGCCUGUUAAAAAAUAUUGAAAUUUCGCUAAAAAAUAUUAAAAAUGUACCAAGUAAAGUUAAAAGGAAAAAUAUUAUUGAAUUCCUCAGACGGAGACAACGUGAAGAAAUGGCAUCGAACCAUUUGAUUUACAAGGAUGGGUACGUUUAUUUGAAAAAAAAUUUGUCCUCGAAAUUUUAA